CGGGCGUGCUUCCGUGUCCUCAAACGGCACCGCAGCUUCACCUUUAAGUCAUCGUCUUUCGCAAAUAACCGAACCGGUUUGAGAUCAUUCCAUCCUAUAGGUAUCGACUAGACGUAAGAGAAGAUAUUCAAGAUGGCGAACGCAGGCUACGACGCCGUUGUGGAUAUUGACGAUGAGGGCGACCUAGGCCACACCGACCUCCAAGAAGACCUCGAAUUCCACAACUCAAACUUCUCCUCGUCGCAGCCUCUGCGCGGCAAAGGAGGCGCCCCCCCUCUUUCCACCUCCUCUGCCCCCGGCCUCCUCCCGCCCCCCGCGACAGCCGGCUCCGGGUCGUCGUCCUCGAAGCGGUACCUGUGGACGCUGUCCUUCUACGCGCAGUUCUUCGACGUGGACACGUCGAGCGUGCUGGCGCGGUGCUGGGCCGCGCUCUACCCGCGCGCCAACUUCCUCGACGUGCUGGAGGGCAAUCCGGACCUGUACGGGCCGUUCUGGAUCGCGACGACGGUGGUGCUGAUUUUGUUCUUGGGGGGCACGAUUAGUGCGUAUUUGGCUAGCGAGGGGAAGGGCGCGUUUGCGUAUGAUUUCAAGUUGUUGAGCGGCGCUGCUGGUCUCGUCUACGGGUACACUCUCGGGAUCCCCGUGGUCCUGUUCGGCGCGCUACGAUACUUCGGCUCCGAAUCCGCCAAUUUACUCGAGUGCUGGGCGCUGUACGGGUACUCGAAUCUGAUUUGGAUCCCCGUGGCGCUGAUCAGCUGGUCGCCCAUCACGAUCCUCAACUGGGUUUUCGUGGGUGUCGGGUUCGGUCUCAGCGUCGCUUUCUUGCUGCGCAACUUGUACCCCGUCCUCAGCGCUACCGAUCGCCAGACCAGCAAGAUUCUGCUUAUCCUUGUUGUGGCCCUACAUGCCGGCCUUGCGAUCGCUAUCAAGGUCCUGUUCUUUGCCGCCGGAAGCCCUGUUGCGGGAGACAAGCCGGGUGAUACGCCGCCUGCGGCUGGAGGGGACAAGCCGGAGGGUAAUGCCAUGUUCCUUUUCUGAGGAGGCUAUGUGUUAUGUGUGUCUAUUUAUACGGGAGCAGAAGAAAGAUGUGCCGAAAUGGCAAGGUCAAGAAUGAUACGGGGGACUUGACCUGAUAUCAUGAUGGUUUUAUGGCGUUGGACAGGUGUUAUAUGCAAUAGUGUUAUGUACACUACUUACUACCUCUAUGCUAGCUGAUACCUUUCUGUUCUAAUGUAUCAUGAGAUCAGUUUCACUUUUGA
Daldinia vernicosa is the source of this 1259-nucleotide messenger RNA. RefSeq names its product Yip1-domain-containing protein. The record is from RefSeq and is a predicted model, not a curated record. The transcript has 3 exons. Gene Ontology annotation, biological process: vesicle-mediated transport. NCBI's taxonomy places the organism in Eukaryota, Fungi, Ascomycota, Sordariomycetes, Xylariales, Hypoxylaceae. Gene Ontology annotation, cellular component: membrane; Golgi apparatus. Gene Ontology annotation, molecular function: small GTPase binding. Bases 133 to 1038 code for a protein of 301 amino acids.